AAUAGUCCAAAAAUUACAGCAUGUUAAAAUCACUUUUCCCUCACAAUUCAAUACAUUGACCUGUUUUAAAUCUUGAAUACUGACACACACUAAAAGUCCUUAUAUCACUUUGUUUCAACAAAUUUCUAUUUUCAGCUGCUGACAUAAAAAACAACAGCGGAAUCCUCUGAACACGCCCUUUUCCCCAGAAGACCUGAACGCCGCAUUAAUCAGCCCUCUCGCAUGUGGGCGUGGCCUCUUCUAAAAGGGGGAGGAGUUGUUUGCGCGCGUGUAUGUUUGUGUGCGUGUCCGUGUGUGUCCUCCCCGGCCGCAUGAGAUGAGCUGCCUGCAGUCUUUGCAGCCACUGUUUUCGCCUCCUUCCUCCGCCACCUCCUCCUCCUCCUCCUCCUGUUCUCCUUCUUCUUUGCCUCUUGUCUGUCUGUCCGGUCGGGGAAUAUUGACCCGCGGUGGCCUGAUCCAGCGCUGCUAGAGUCUCCCUCCAUCUCCAGGACUGCCACUCUCCCGUUUUUUUUUGUUUUUUUUUUGUUUGUCUCUGAGGGGUCGUAGCCUGCCUGAGCUGAUCUUGGCUGGAAGGUUCUCCUCUGUCCAUCUUCUUGAGACUGAUCCAACCAGACAAAUUGCACAAAAGAUCUGAGAAACGCAAACCAUGGCUGUGGCCGGAUGUCCGGAUUAUUUCCUGCAUCAUCCAAAUUAUCAGCAGGACAACAUAGAUCGUUCCUCCAACCACAGACAGGCUGAUCUCAUUGGUCCGAGCUUCCAGCAAUCUGCCAAUCAGAGUUCUCCUAACCAUCAAGAGGAUGACGUUGACUUAGAGGCCCUGGUGAAUGAUAUGAACUCGUCGCUGGAGAGCCUGUACUCCUCCUGCAGUGGUCAGCAGACAGAGUCGACCCCGCUGCUGCACAACGGACAGACCUCCUCCUCACACCACCAACACCAACACCACCAUCAUCACCAUCACUUGCAGCACAACCAGCCUCGCCAGGGUCAGCACUCACACGUGUUGAGCCACGUCUCCCCGGAGCCGCCCUCCUCCUCCUCCUCGUCCGCGGAUUCACCUCAAACUAGCCUCCGACGGUCACAGCCCAUGCACAUCCUCGCUGUCAGGAGGUUGCAGGAGGAGGAGCAGCAGCUGAGGACAUCGUCGCUCCCGGCCAUCCCCAACCCGUUCCCUGAGCUCUGCAGCCCAGCAAGCUCACCUGUCCUCAGUCCUGGGUCUUUACCUCCUGGAGAACCCUCUUCAGGCAAAUAUAUUGUGAAGAUCUUCAGUGAAGACGGCAUGGGUAAAGUUGUGGAGAUCCCAGCCGACAUGACAGCCAGGGACUUGUGCCAGCUCCUGGUUUAUAAAAGCCAUUGUGUGGAUGACAACAGUUGGGCACUUGUUGAACACCACCCGCUGCUAGGGCUAGAACGGUGUCUUGAAGACCACGAGCUGGUGGUUCAGGUCCAGGCGUCUAUGAACAGCGACAGCAGAUUCCUCUUCAGGAAGAACUAUGCCAAAUAUGAAUUCUUCAGAAACCCCCUGACAUUUUUCCCAGAGCACAUGGUUGCAUGGUGCCAGGAAACCAAUCAUACAAUUCCACCAUCUCAGCUCCUUCAGAACUUCCUUGCAACCAGUAGCUGUCCAGAAAUCCAGGGGCAUCUGUAUAUGAAGGACGUGGGGAGGAAGUCAUGGAAGAAAGUUUACAUGUUCCUGCGGCGCUCAGGACUCUACUGUUCUACAAAAGGAACCUCAAAGGAGCCCAGACAUCUACAGUUACUAGCAGACCUAGAAGACAGCAACAUCUUUACUGUCAUCACAGGCAAAAAGCAGCAUGGUGCGCCCACAGACUACUCGUUCUGUAUCAAGCCCAAUAAAGGCCGAGGGGAGAUGAAGGAGUUGAGGAUGUUGUGUGCCGAGGACGAACAGAGCAGAACCUGUUGGAUGACGGCCUUCCGACUCUUUAAGUACGGGAUUAUACUGUACCAGAAUUACAAGAUUCCUCAACAAAGAAAAACCUUACUGUCACACUUUUCUGCUCCUGUGCGGAGUGUAUCAGAGAACUCCCUCGUGGCAAUGGAUUUCUCAGGGAGAAUAGGCAGGGUGAUCGACAACCCAGUAGAGGCUCAGAGUGCCGCCAUGGAGGAGGGACAUGCGUGGAGGAAGAGGAGUCAACGAAUGAACAUAUUGGGUUCCCACAGUCCACUACACCACUCCUCACUAAGCUCGGUCAUCCACAUAGCUCAGCUGUGGUUCCAUGGCAGGAUAACCAGAGAAGAGUCCCAUCGUAUCAUCCACCAACAGGGACAAGUAGAUGGGUUGUUUCUGCUGAGAGUCAGUCAGAGUAACCCCAAGGCGUUUGUGCUUACAUUGUGCCAUCACCAGAAAAUCAAACAUUUCCAGAUCCUACCGUGUGAAGAGGAUGGCCAAGUCUUCUUCAGCCUUGAUGACGGCGCCACCAAAUUCACCGACCUGAUUCAGCUGGUGGAGUUCUACCAGCUCAACAGAGGAGUGCUGCCUUGUAAACUCAAACACCCGUGCACCGUCGUGGCCUUAUGACACCUCCGGAUCAUCUGACCCCUUUGAACCCUGACACUUGACCUGACUCUGCCUAAAAAACAAACAGAAACGAAAAGAAUCUCCUUGUCGGCUGGUUCUUCUUUGUUUUUAUCUUUUUAAGAAGCUGGUGAAUUGACUGAUGUUUCGUUGUCGUUGUUUUAUAUUGUUGUGAGUCCGCUGGAGACUGCUGACUUGUUGGAUUUCUUUUGACUUGCAUGGAGGUUUGAGGAGUCGGAUGCACAACUCGGUCACUCGUUUUAAGAAAAGAAGAAGAUAAAGGAAAUGAACACUGCCAUUUGUGUCAAUGCUGUUGCAAAAUCUUCCACAGUCUUGCUCCCAUUAGUCAUUAAUAAGCAUGGGCCCUCAAGGUUUUAAUCACACAGCUCAACCGUAGACUGUAUUACCCUUCAACUGGACAAUCAGCAGGACAAUUCAAGCUUUCGUGUGGACCACUCUGCUCUCGGAGAACAAACAGUAGUUUCAUUUAAGCUUUUGAUCACACAUCCUCGAAGAAUAUACUGUAGAUGGAGAGUUUCUUGUCACUUAGUACUCAUUAAAGUGGGUGUGGCCUUUGACGGUGCAUGACCUCUCCACUGGCGCAUUACUUAACUGUGAGAUGGUGCCACCGCCCUCUAGUGUCAUAGGCAUGCAUGGACGUGUCCGAAUUCAACAUGGAUGAGAUUUGGAGGCACCAGAAAGGUUGUGUUUUUUUUUCUCACUCUCUCUCUUUUUGAGAUUUGGAGCUAAAAAAAUUGAAGAAUCUGGAACUAUUAAAACAAAGUAUUUUGUGGACAGUACAAAAUCUGCAUUGUUUACCCUUUCAGAAGUGUAUUCCAUCAUUUCUGAUCACACAGGGUUUCUUUUCUUAAUGAUGCAUCAAUUGCAGUCAUGUAUUGUUAGCAAUAUUCUCUUGAAUAAUUUUGUUUAACGUCGACCUUUUGCAUUCUGGAUAUUUGCAACUCUUCAUCAUUCACAUAAGCUACAACAGAGUCGCUCUGUACUCGUUCUACUAUGUACAUUCUGUUGCUCACUUCAGCUCCCCAAAGUAUUUCCCAGGCAACUUCCACAAAAACGAAAGAAUUCUAACCAGACAGGCAGUUUUGGUGAUCGUAAUGUUAAAUUCAGGUGCAGUGGAGGAAAUUAGUAAGUGCAGCUGCAUGUCGUGGUUUUAUCUAUUUUCUUUCACUGCAGGCAAAUGCAUAAUGCUGCCAAGUGCAGAGGAUAACAUGAGCCAAAGGAGAGUAUCAGUUUUUUGUUUUUUGUUUUUUUGUCUGAUUUUCCUAGCCACAGCACAGGGAAGGUUAACCACUAGCAUUUCCUUCAAGAGUUUUACCCAAAUAACUGACAGCAAGUCAAAGGAAGCAAAAUCAAUAUUAAUCUGCGUCAAGCUAAAAUUGCAUCGACCCAGAGAUGCAGCGGAUCCUGUGGGGAACAAUCAAUCCCAGGUCUUCACCCUAUUUUCAUAUAUGUUGCACAAAUUACCUCCUAUCUGUUGGAAGUCAGUGAGAUGCUGUCAAACGUGCAUGUGGCUAGAAACAUGGUUAGGUUUGCUCUGACACCAAUAGUAGACUCCGUGCAUUACAUUCCAUAUAAUGUGGCCUUUUUACUACCUGGAAGUACUUGUAAGAACAAACAGUGUUACCUAUAAAUUUACUGCCCCAGUAGACACCACCUCUUUGUAGAUCAGGACAGAAUGUUGACAAAAAAGCUAGCUGCUAGGACAAUGUGGAUAAAAUGUGUAGAGAGAGAAAUUCAUCACAAUAUUCUAAAAAAAAAAAAAUGAUGCCUGCAUGUCCUUUUCAUCUUCCUCCUCACCCACUCUCAUUACACUUUCUUUAUCGUACAGCUAGAUAAUACUGUUGGAACAUACUCAGUGGCUUCAACAAAAAACAGAACAUUUGAGGACUUUAACCCGCCUCCCUUCAUUUGAGUUCAGUGACAUGUACGUGAUUUGUUUUUGAGUGCCGAUGAUGAGAGUAUCAGACGGAGAACACAGACAGACAACUCGUACAGAGCUAUUUUCAGGGCACUGGAUAUACUUUAUGACCCAGACAGAGCAAUUUGAUCAAGAAUCUUUUUUUUUUUUUCUUUGUUAAAACGAGCCAAGGUCAGCCAAACAAAAAAGUAUUUUACUGGAUUUCUCUUUGGCCGAGUCUACAAUGGAGCUCCUGUAAUUAACUAUAGUGAACUCCCAGGGAAUUCCCAGAAUUUGACAGCUGGGAUUUGACUUAAAGGAUAACUCAUAAAAGGCAGAACCCAGGAAAGACACAGGUAAAUACUGGAAGUUCUUGGUUGGAUUUUGUCACUUCACAGAAGCCACAACCAGUCAGUUAGGUUCAGAAAUAUCUCACCACAAAGCUUUUGGUUUUUUUUUCUUUCCUUUUGUACACAUAAAAUUUCUUGAAAAUUUUUAGUCCAAGGCUUGGUGGUAGGGUUGUCUAGGCAACCAGCCAGCAGAUUAUUAGAAAUCUAUUUGUACUUACGUACAUCAACAGCCAUUUUUGUCUUAAGGUAUAUUUAACAUCUGAGAUGCAUAAUAGCAGCACUAUAUUGACACUCUGUGCAUGGUCACCAUUAUUUAUCUAAGAAGCAAUGACUUUUUUUUUCCUUUUUUUUUUGUUUUGUUUCUAUUGUUGCAGGAAAAUGUAUUUAUUUAUCUGGAUGUGACUGAUUACUUGAAAAUUUUAGAUUUCUUUUUCUCAGCGCUGUUCUGUACUGUUUUCUUUUGUCAUUACCAUGAAAUGAUUGACCAGUGUGAUGAUUAUUAUAACUGUAAUGACAUAGCCUAUAUUGAUGUAUUUUUUUCUUUUCUUUUUUUUUUUUUUUUUUUUAGCUUUGAUUAUUCAAAAAUAAUUUUGUCAUGAUCAACACUUGUUAUGAAGUGAUGUUUAAGCACACUGGCAUCCGUAGUGUUAAAAUUAUCAUUCCAAUAGACGACAAGUGGAAUGUUGUGAAACUAAUAACAAAAAAUACCAGGGUUUCCCAAAGCAUUAGCCACUAAAUUAUAAUUUUUUAAAUCCCAUUUUUAAUUACUGUUCUUAUUUCUCCAAAAUCUGAAAAAAAAAAAAAGAAAAAAAUCAAGAACCCACUAACCCACUAGUGGGUUUCAACCCACUAACGUUUAAAAGCCUCGAAUUUCCUUGUUGUCCUGUAGUGAGCUAAAAUAGAAAAACAUAGACGUGGAUUAUAAAAAGGUUUUUGGAAACUGGGUCAAGUAAGCCUCAACACUCUCAUUGCUCACUGUUUAAACGCCUUGCCUUGAGGACAGAAUUUUAGAAAUUUAGAUGUAGGACAAAACUUUACAUUCAAAUUAAAUGUUUUCAUUAAAAUCUUAAAAUGCUUAGAUUAGAUAUGAUUAAACGAAUGGAUUACCCUGCAGGCACAAUAAAGCAUUAUCAGAAUUUCUUUUUUCUCAGUUCAUACCCUUAAAACUGCAACAAUAAGCUCAUAUUGCAUGUAACUCAAACCGUACCAGAGCAUUGAUGUUAGAUCCUAACAGCAUUGAUGUUAUGAAAAUGGGGGGAAAAAAGCUUAUUUUUAUCAUUUGCAUGAAUGUGGAUCUCGAGUUUAUUCUGUAGGGAUCCCAUCACUUGUAUUUUCCGAAUGGAUAUUUGGCGGAAUCUGGAUUAUAACAAGACAUAACUUCUUUUAUGGUUGCUGAAAGUCAUCUUGAGCUAUUGACUUCACUGUCAUGUUGAUUUUAACUGUCAAACUAUUCUAAGUCUCCUGUGAUUCCGCCUGCCCUUCUGCACUCAUCCUCAAACUCCCAAUAUUACUUUUUUUUUUCUUUUUUCUGAUUGAUGUGAAAUGUAGCAGACAUGAAUAUUUGAGGAACAGGUCAGGUAGCCUUGUAAUGUGUAGUUUCUAUAUGCAUAAACUUUUACAGGAUUUUUUUGCUCACUCUAAAUGCAAAAGGCCGAAAGUAAAUUCAAUUAUUGAACACUUGGACAAAUAAAUAGGAGGAUUUGAAAAUCCACAUUUUUACACUUAACAGAAAUGAAUGUAACUGGGUUGCUCAGGGCUGACUUGGAGCAUGUUAGAAACUACUGGUCCAUCAAGAGACUUUAAGUACAGGAUGAUAAUGGACUCCAUGUACAGGACAAUGAACAUUUGAGUUGAAUUAAGCUGGGAUUUGCGAACGUUUCUCCAUCAUGUGCACCACCCAUCUGCUAGUUGUGAUUACUUGAAAAAUAUACUUGCAGAAAAUUGAGUAGAUCCUGUACUAUUUAAAGAAUACAUUUAGUUUAAUAGUGCUUUUAAUAUUAUUGUUGAAGCUGUUUAUUAAAAUACUGGCCUGGCUACCUGAGCUGAUUUAUGGCUCCAUUACCAACAUGUUAAUUAUUUAAACUGGCAUUAGGCAAUGACAGCCGAACAAACUUUCAAUUUUCAUGCUAUCGAUUAGAUGGCAAUUUAGGAGAAAUUGUAAUCUAAUCUGAUUUAUGUCGUCAUGUUGUAAUUGUGUCUUACAGAUAUACGACGCUCAAAAGUGUAAAUGCAAUUAGUGGAGAACAUUGUCAAUUUUGGUAGCCAGGUAUUUGUAACCACAGAUGGUGCCUCUGAUGACCCCUCUUCCUGUGCACAAACCAAUCCUAACAUGUGGACCGAGCGACAAAGCCACCGUUCACACUCACAAAUGAUACACAAUGUAAUCAGUGGUUGACAAAUACAAUUCAGAAACAGAAAGCUGCGCUCUGUGAAUCUGGCUAAAGCUGUUGGGAAUGAAUGCUUGUCUUUUCAGCUGCAGUUUCAUAAUACUUUUGGAGCUCACAGUGAAAUGGCCCUGAUCCUGCAAAGAUGGAUUGAUCUAUUAUACUCUUGACUCUUGUGCAUUUUCAUAACAUUGUCACAAUGCAAGAUACCAUGGCUGUACAAAUGACUAAAGUAAAAAAUAUAUAUAUAUCUAUAUAUAAAAAUAUAAACUAUUAUGUAUUUCAGGGAAUGCAAAAAAAGAAAACAGUAACUUAUCUCUUUUUGUAAGGGAGAGCUCCUGUAUUCAUAAUGUGCUUUGCUUCAAUCUGUAAAUAGUUGAAUGGCUUAUAAAUCUUAAUUGUAACCUUUUCAGGUAUUUUUGUACAAAUAAGGGACUGAUAUAUUCUGUUUAUUGUAAUUAGAAUAAAACAUUAAUACAUUGAUAUAAAAAA
Messenger RNA from Stegastes partitus (bicolor damselfish), 7677 nucleotides. RefSeq names its product growth factor receptor-bound protein 10-like. Gene Ontology annotation, molecular function: insulin receptor binding. The record is from RefSeq and is a predicted model, not a curated record. The coding region runs from base 647 to 2536 and encodes 629 amino acids. The transcript has 17 exons. Lineage: Eukaryota; Metazoa; Chordata; Actinopteri; Pomacentridae. Gene Ontology annotation, biological process: negative regulation of Wnt signaling pathway; insulin receptor signaling pathway; negative regulation of insulin receptor signaling pathway.